Molecule: messenger RNA, 1078 nt
Organism: Anarrhichthys ocellatus (wolf-eel)
Lineage: Eukaryota; Metazoa; Chordata; Actinopteri; Perciformes; Anarhichadidae
Gene: fam241a
Product: family with sequence similarity 241 member A
Exons: 1
Cellular component (GO): intracellular membrane-bounded organelle
Source: RefSeq, a predicted model, not a curated record
AUCUCGUCUCCACAGGUGGAUGGCAGCUGGACCCGUGAUCCCACCACCACAUGGCCCCACGUGGACGAUCCCACCACCAGAGAGCCUCGGCUGGACGACUGCGAGCGGAUGGGCACUCUGUUCGGGAUGCUCAACAAGUGCCUGCGGGGGAUGGGCUUCAGCCAGAUGUACUUUGGGGACAAGAUCGUGGAACCGGUAGUGAUUGUGUUCUUCUGGCUGCUGCUCUGGUUCCUGGGCAUCCAGGCCCUGGGGCUGGUGGGGACUCUGUGCAUCAUCAUCAUCUACAUCCAGAAGUGAAGAGAGCGGGCCAUCCGAGCGGAGCCUGCUGGUUUGCUUUGUUUGACGCUUAACAUAUGCAGGAUGUCAUGCUAACGGCUGUUUGGAUUGGAAUCUGCAGUGGGUCUGUGCUUUUAGGGGGGGCAGCUGUGGAGGGCUGUGCUCUGUAGUGAUGCUGGGGAGCAGGUUUCUAGACUGGUUAGAAGCGUGUUCAGUCUUGAGUAAAUCCAAAGCUGGGUCCUUUCUUCAGGGUUGUCUGGGCGCUGCCGUCUGACUUCAUGGUAUUGAUGAGCAGAUCUAAAGGAAUGAGAGGCUGCAGAGUGAUCCCAGCUCUCAGGGAACCUCUCUGUGUUCACACGCUGAGAGACCUUCGCCAACAUGUGGCGUGCAUACGAAUAGUAAUAUGACUCCAAUAAUCAAUCAUAACAAAAGGUGUCGGAAUCUAAAGCUGAGUGUUCUUGUGAAAGCUUUUUGCUGUAAAAUGUUUACUUUGUAAUAGAUUACUGAUGAUGACUAGUGGAGCAACAGAUCAUGAAAGUCACAUUUCAGAUCGAAUCAAAUUUCAGAUCGGCACAAAAGAAAAAGGGGAGCAGAUCUCUGAACAUGUCUUUUUGCCGUUGAUACUAAUUGCAGAUCAUUGAUGAUCCAUAUUGUUGUUUAAAAUCAUUUCAACUGAUCUGAAGUCUGUAAACAAUCAAAAAGUCUAAAUGUCUACUUUGUUUUAGUCAUAUAUAGUGUUUUUUCAUAAAGGAUUAGGAAAUAAAAGAUUGUAUUUUCAUUGAUUAAAACAAACUUAUUAGUA